UCGGUGUUUGUUUUUAAACAAAAUGGCGCAGGCACGUAGCCUUCUGUCGCGGUACCGUGGUUGUCUUGCAGGUGCGGUGAUCGGAGACUGUGUCGGGGCUGUCUUUGAGGGGGCAUGGGCAGACUCCAUCGCGAUUGUUAAAAUUAUCAAAGAAGACGAAAAGAUCCGUGAAGCAGCAGAAAAAAGAAAAAGGGAAAAUGAGAAUCCUGAUGGGGAAGUUUCCAACGGAGAAAUAUGGACAUUUACAGAUGAUACAGCGAUGGCGCGAAGUGUUGCCAAGUCUCUGAUUAAACACAAUGGAUUCAAUGCCAGGGACAUGGCUCGCAGAUUUUCCGAGGAAUAUUUCAAUGAGCGCUUCCGUGGAUAUGGUGGGUCGGUGACAGUAGUUUUCCAGAAACUACAAGAAACUGAAUAUGAGAAUCCAUUUGAACCAGCUAAGAAACAAUUUGAGGGGCAAGGUUCCUAUGGUAACGGAGGAGCCAUGAGAAUAGCUCCUGCUGGUCUGUUCGGAUAUAAAGACAACGACUUUCAUAGACUACGGGACCUGGCAAAAGAUAUUACCAACAUCACCCAUUCCCACUACCAGGCCAUACAGGGUGCUGUUCUUCAAGCGUACGCUGUUGACCUUGCGUUGCGAGUUGAAGGUCACCUGGAUGCUGAUGAAUUCCUGAAUGAUCUCAUAAAACAAAUGAAACUCAUGGAGAAAGAAACAGAGAGAUUUACUAAGAUGACAAAUGAAAAAGUUGCUCGGGACAGAGGCGAAGAAAGGAGUUCUGCCUCUGAACAUCCAUACUGUGAUAAAUUAGAAAAGAUCAAAACGUUUUUAAAACAGGAGGCCCCACCAUCACCAGAGGAAAUUGAUGAAGAAUUGGGAACUGAUGUAUCGGCUUUAGAAUCUGUUCCUGCGGCCAUCUUUGCAUUCCUAUAUGCGACAAAAGACAUUCCAUAUUUAGAGAACAGAAACCUAUUUGAGAAGACAGUAAUGUAUGCAAUAUCUCUGGGUGGAGAUACUGAUACAAUCGCAACAAUGGCAGCUGCCAUCGCCGGGGCAUGUUACGGUGAGGAACAAUUACCAGAACACUGGAAGUUAUGUUGUGAAGGGGUCGACGAUGCCCUGGAGGACGCAGAGCAGCUCUACAACCUGUCACAGUCCAGUAACACACAGCCACCCGGCAGUGACACAAAGUCUCCAGAACAAGAUUCAAGGUCACUACAAUGAGAUUCAAGGUCACUACAACGAGAUUCAAGGUCACUAGAACGAGAUUCAAGGUCACCUGAACAAGAUUAAGGACGCAAGUACAGGAUAAUGACUCUGGGUAAUAUGAAAAGAAUCAACUGAUAAUGAUCAAGGUCAGCUGGUCUGACAACAAGACAGUGACUCAUGUCUUAAGGAAAAGAUUUGUGUCAGCCUUAAAAGGUUGUGAACUUGACUUUUAAGAGAAAUGGCCUUGAGCCUUUGGAUACUGAUUUAGCAGGUUUUGGCUGCUGAAAAUCUCUCAUAAUAAAAAGCUUUAUUUAUUAAUCA
Mizuhopecten yessoensis (Yesso scallop) is the source of this 1525-nucleotide messenger RNA. Its product is annotated as poly(ADP-ribose) glycohydrolase ARH3-like. Bases 23 to 1219 code for a protein of 398 amino acids. The transcript is spliced from 7 exons. The record is from RefSeq and is a predicted model, not a curated record. Gene Ontology annotation, cellular component: mitochondrion; nucleus. Lineage: Eukaryota; Metazoa; Mollusca; Bivalvia; Pectinida; Pectinidae.